AUGUAUCUUAAUUGUCUUCUCAUAUCCUCCCUUUUGGCUGUCCCAGCCCUUGCGGCUCCCAGCAACUCAACCACCAACGCCUGCAAGGAGAUUGCAAAGAACCUCCCCGAUAUCGUCUCGUUCCCCUAUGCCAUCACCUUCAACACCGAGACCACGGGUUACUGGUCCACAUCCCUGCGUGAGAUCAAGCCUGCUUGUGUAGUCACUGCCAAGUCAGCGUCCGAUGUGUCCACCGCUGUCACGAUCCUGAACAAGUACCCCGAUGUCAAGUUUGCUGCUAAGAGUGGUGGUCACGACCCCAAUCCCGGUCAUGCAACAGCUGGUGAUGGUGUUCUCAUCUCGUUGGCCGAGAUGAUUGGUGCGGUGUAUGAUGCUGAGAAGAAGGUGGCGUAUGUCAAGCCUGGAGGAGAGUGGAACGAUGUCAUCUCCACACUGAACAAAGAUGGUGUUGCUAUUGUUGGAGGUCGUCUGGGUCUCGUUGGUGUUGGCGGUCUUCUUACUCAAGGUGGUAUCUCUUUCUUGAGUGCCCAGUACGGUUUGGCCGCUGAUAACGUUGUCGCCUGGGAAAUGGUCAAUGCCAACGGAACCAUUGUCCACAUCGAUGCCGAGAAGCAGCCCGAACUUGCUGUUGCAUUGAGGGGAAGCGGCAGUCAGUUUGGAAUCGUCACUCAGUUCACCGUCAAGGCCUAUCCCAUUGGCAAGGUCUGGGGUGGUAUUCGCACAUACGAUGAUUCCAAGACCGACGAACUCUACCAAGCCAUGCACAAGUUCAUUCCUUACAGCAAUGAAGACCCCAAGGCCGCCAUCAUCACUACUAGUUUGAUCCUCACUGGCGGUAGCAGGAUCAACUUGAUGUUCUAUUUCUACGAUGGCGAGAAGCCCCCGACCACUGGUCCCUUUGCCGACUUUUUGAAGAUCAAGUCUACCCUUGACACUACCAAGACCCAGACAUAUCCUGAACUGCUCAAGUCAAACGGAGCCGGAGUUUCUCUGCUCAACUCGAGGAUUUCUUUCAGAACUGCCACUAUCCCAUACUUCCCCAAGGACUCCACCGUCUACAGGCAAAUCACCAAUAAGAUGCACGAGAUCACAUUGGGCUACUUCAAGCGCCUCCAAGGUCUAGCUUCCCAGUGCUCAGUCGACUUCCAGCCCCUGCCCGCCGCCAUCGGUAAGCACACUGAAGAGCGAGGCGGAAACGCUAUCGGCUUCACUGGCAGCGACCCCGAUCGCGUUCUUCUCGAGAUCCAGUGUGCUUGGGUUGAGAAGAGGCUCGAUGGUAUGGUUCGUCAGUUCUCCAAGGACUUGACAGCUUGGAUUGAGGAGAAGGUGCCUCAGUGGCUGGAGGAACAGGGUGAGCCUGCUGAUGCUUACCUUCCUUUGUUCAUGAACGAUGCCAUGUCGGAUCAGAAUGUCACUGGAACUUACAAGAACUAUGCCAAGUUCAAGGCACUUCAGCUUGAGGCUGAUCCUGAGGGUGUUUUGAGGGAGAGAAUGGGUGGCUUCAAGUACUGA
Molecule: messenger RNA, 1512 nt
Organism: Fusarium graminearum PH-1
Lineage: Eukaryota; Fungi; Ascomycota; Sordariomycetes; Hypocreales; Nectriaceae
Exons: 5
Coding region: 1-1512 (503 amino acids)
Molecular function (GO): FAD binding
Source: RefSeq, a predicted model, not a curated record